Molecule: messenger RNA, 1737 nt
Organism: Penicillium crustosum
Lineage: Eukaryota; Fungi; Ascomycota; Eurotiomycetes; Eurotiales; Aspergillaceae
Product: acetyltransferase SAS4-like domain-containing protein
Exons: 3
Coding region: 1-1737 (578 amino acids)
Cellular component (GO): SAS acetyltransferase complex
Molecular function (GO): histone acetyltransferase activity
Source: RefSeq, a predicted model, not a curated record
AUGGCCCUCCUGUCGCGGUCUUCCCUCCGCUCUGUGCGACGGGCGCCCGAAGAACCUGCCGACAGUCUAGCACCGCCGACAAAGAAACCGCGCAUCGAAAAUCGCGACCGCAAGAGCUCCCCCGAUUGUCUCGACACCAAAGAUCCUACCUCAAAAUCCCGUCCUACCUCCCUGAAACCCUCGCGACCGCGCACCUCCAAUCGCACUCGUCGCGACUCCUCCUCGUCCGUGGACACUGUCGCCUCCUCCGUCGGACGAUUGGGGACUCCGGCGACACGUACAAACGGAAAUGGCAUCCUCAAGACCCCACGCGUCCGCCGUGACCAAGGAACCCCCUCCGGCGCAGAUCUGCUGCGCGGUGUGCAUGAGUCGCCAGAUCCAUUGGACACGAUCUCUCCAGCGCCCUCGGUCGCGAAGCAGCGCACCGUUACCCCAGCGAACGUGGUCUCGAAUGUCAAGCCCACUUCACCUGUGACCCGCACGACUCGUCGCAAUGAGAAUAGAUCGCUGGCCGACGUCGACGAGAACGCGACUAAGAAAGAGGGUGCUGUGGACGACGUGACCUCGACGCGAGAGAACAAGACCGAGGCGCCUGCCGAGCAACCUGCAUCGACAGACACACGGUCGGGGAGACGGUCGUUGCGUUCAACAGAUACCGGAUCACGGUGCAAGAGCGAGCUUGCGCAGUAUUUCCACAACUAUGAACAGAUUAUCAGUCUGGAAGUCCCUGAACCUGAAUUCCUCGCCGCGAAAACAACCAUCACUCUCGUGGACGAUCUAUCGCGACCACUACCUUUCUGCUCAAACCCCGACCCUACACCUUUCGGUAACCCACUACUUAAGCUCUACGACUGUGAAAAGAUCACCCUCCCCAAACCCGCAUCAAACACACCUGCAAUCGACCCACUGAGGGAAGAGACCUAUUUCCGCGCGCAUCGCAAGUUCGAGCGACAAGAGAAACAACUCCGCAAUAUCGAGCGCAACCGCGCUCAACAUGAACAGCAAGUCCUGGAGCGCCUUCUGGACGAGCUACGCGGCCAUGACUGGCUACGCAUGAUGGGCCUGACGGGCGUCCAUGAGAGCGAGAAGAAGCUCUAUGAGCCGAAGCGCGAUAUCUUAAUCCAAGAGCUAGUCACUCUGGUCAACAAGUUCCAAGCAUGGAAAGACGAAGAGCGUCGACGAAAAUUGGAAAAGGAAAAAGCUCACCCGGUGCCAGGAACCGAGGUAGCAUCCAAUGCUCCGCCCCGACAGCACUCGCGCAAACGAUCCCGUCCCGCCGAAGAGGCGGAUACCUCCCCGGCACCGGGGAUUGAUAUGCAAAGCAUGCCAGAUGUAGAUGCAGAGCCAGAUCCAGACCCAAGUGACAUCGAUGCCUUAGCUGCGCGCCAGCUCCACCAGGAAGCUCGCUCAGCUGGCGCUGCUAAAUCGCGCAAGGCAGCCCCUGCUGCUCGCAAGUCUAUCUCGAAACCGGCCCCCAAUACCAACACUACCACUAACACCCCACGAACCGGCCCCUUCACAUCCUUCUUCCGCCAACGACACGUCCGCGAUGCAGCCAUCGCCGCAACAAAAGGUAUUCGCCGCGGCGGGUCUCGCUCAACACUCGCAUUCGGAUAUCAAGUUCCUGAACAGGAAGAACAGGAAUUCGAGUUGCCGCCGGAGAUCCUAAAUGAGGAUUCUAUUCAGCAGUCGCAACGGAAGAGACGGAGACUUAAGAGACGGAGUCUGGGGGGUUGA